AUGUCUCUUCCUUGUAUUGGUAAACCAGCACCGGAUUUUAAAGAAAAAGCAGUACUUAAUAAUAAAGUAAUUGAUAUAUCAUUAAGUGAUUAUCGUACACAUUAUGUUGUUUUACUUUUUUUUCCAAUGAACUUUACUUUUGUUUGUCCAACAGAAUUAAUUGCGUUCAGUGAUCGUUCAAAUGAAUUUCAGAAAAUCAAUGCCAAUGUUAUUGCUUGUUCAACUGACAGUCAUCAUAGUCAUUUAAAAUGGUUGAAUAUGAGACAUAAUGAAGGUGGUAUUCGUGGCCUUCGUAUUCCAUUGAUUGCUGAUAAAUCCAUGGGAAUUGCUAAAAAAUAUGGCAUUCUUGAUGAAGAACUCGGAAUUGCUCAUCGAGCAAUGUUUAUUAUCGAUAAUAAUGGUAUUCUUCGUCAAAUUACUAUUAAUGAUUAUCCAGUAGGUCGAAGUGUGUCUGAAACUUGUCGAUUGAUUCAAGCUUUUCAAUAUGCAGAUAAAUUAAAUGAUAAUUCAUCAGAAUUACGUUAUGCUCAAGGUGAGUAA
Molecule: messenger RNA, 540 nt
Organism: Rotaria sp. Silwood1
Lineage: Eukaryota; Metazoa; Rotifera; Eurotatoria; Philodinida; Philodinidae
Source: the annotation of a GenBank genome assembly